AUGCAAUUCGGACUUUUUGGAAUGGUUUUGAUGAGUUGGUGCCUGAUUUUGGCAAUUAUAACGAAGGAUAUCGAGAAGUAUUGGAAGGUCUCUCAGGUUGUAUAUUAUAUCUCUAGUUAUUUAAUGAUUGUGUUCUUGCUUAUUUUCGCAAGCUAUCAUACGGAGUAUCAUGUGAAACUUGAUGACGAAAAAUCACCAUUUGUAGAGAGAAACUUGUUCAUUUUGGGAGUUGGAAUUGCUCAUAUUAUUGUAGCUUUUGCGAUAUUCAUGACGCAGGUCUACUGGCUUGAAUGUCUCAUAAUUCUCUUCGCGUCAUUCAUCUACUCCAUUGAUCUUUACUGGGUUUCCACGAUUGACGCAUAUACUAUUCAAAAACAUUAUCAUUACGAAUGGCAGUUUGAUCCGCGAGAAGAUAUUUAUUACAACGCCAUUAUCACUUGUAAACGACUUUGGAAAGAUUAUGAAACUAUUGAAUGGUCUUUAGUUUGA
Caenorhabditis remanei is the source of this 489-nucleotide messenger RNA. RefSeq lists its product as uncharacterized. Bases 1 to 489 code for a protein of 162 amino acids. The transcript is spliced from 3 exons. The record is from RefSeq and is a predicted model, not a curated record. Lineage: Eukaryota; Metazoa; Nematoda; Chromadorea; Rhabditida; Rhabditidae.